Messenger RNA from Ceraceosorus bombacis, 1631 nucleotides. The record is from the annotation of a GenBank genome assembly. Lineage: Eukaryota; Fungi; Basidiomycota; Exobasidiomycetes; Ceraceosorales; Ceraceosoraceae.
AUGCCGCGACUUCGGGCCGCACUGCCUGCUACCGACGAUGGCGACGGCGAGAGUCGACACGUCCCAACGUCACUCCCAAACACGCCGUCUCUGGGAAACCCAGAUCUUUCACUUGGGUUGCGUCCUUCAUUUUCGGGAGAGUGGAAUGUUGAUCGGAGAGCUCGGACGAGCUCACCGCUCGUUGAUGCCUCCGGCAUCUUCCAGGAUGAUCACCUUCAAAACUUAGAACAGGCAAAGCUACGAGGCAGCUUCCACGAAGAUGCUAGCCAUCCGAAAGGUGGACGCGGUGUUCUGCCUCUUGUCGAUCCGGCUGCCACAGCUGCAGCGAUUCAAGUAUCCGAGGCUGAAUUGGCAACGGCUCAGCUAGCUGGUCCGGUUCACCCGGACGUGGUGCCGUUGUUCACACCCGUCGGUGCCAUCGGCGCGCAUGGAACACCUCACUCGCAUCUUGGCCGUCUGCCGGACGGCCGACUAGUGCAGCUCUAUCCACCUGUGGAGCGAGCUUCACAAGCAUGUGAGCUGUGUCGACGGGUGAGUCCCACAGCGAACUUUUGUAACUCGAGCUACUCUCGUCGCUUACCACGUCUGCCUGCUUCUCGAUUUGGCGUUCAGCGCAAGGCCAAGUGCUCUGGUGGCAUGCAAUGCGAUCGAUGCAAGAAGGCAAACAAAGAAUGCGUUGUGAGUCGCCAUCGAUCAUGAUGUCCAGCUCGAGUUAUUGACGAUGUGCGAUCGUGCGGCCAUGUCGUCAGUAUGCCCAAGUGAGCCCAACAAAGCGCUACAAGGAAGAUCGCACCACGGAUACUUUUACAAGAAAUUCCGGUCAAGGACUACUCGCCGCUCGCGCGCGCGGUCGACGUCGUGGCUAUGGAAGCUCCCGAGGCCUGCGAGGGUCAAAGCUUCGUCCAGACGGAAGCACGGCUAGCGCCAGUGUCGAAUACAACACUGACGGCUCAUCCACAAUCCCAUCUAUGAGUAGCCACAGUCACAGAAGCGCCAUGCCCGCGCACCUUCAUGCUACCAGCAACCCUAGCAUGUCGAGUCUGAUCGAUGCUGAGCUUGCGGAAGACGCGAACAAGAGCGCUUGGAAUCGCGGCGCAGGAGCUAUGCUGCACCACGCAGCGAACUCUCAAGGAUCACCGCAGACUGCUUCGAUGUCACCGAAUGCUUCCGCGAGCUCGGUCAGUCUGCCGCUCAGCGCCUCGCCACAGACAGGCUCGCCGUGGAUGGGCUAUCCGCAACAUUCGUAUGGCGGCCACAAUUAUCAGAUGCCGUACCCAUCGCACAAUCUUCAUGGACAAAAUGCGCUGGGUGUCCAAAUGUAUGCAGCUCACCCGGAAGAAGCAGCGAACAGCGCCAUCUCCUCGAGCUCUUCGUCGGUCGCGCCCCCGCCAUCGUAUGACGAGUACCAUCGCAAAAUGCAUGCCGGCUCAGGCGCCGUCGCGAUGGAGAUGGGUCAGCAUCAUAAUCCGUGGCUGCACACCCAGCAUGCGCAUUACACCGCGCCACAGCCCUACGAAUACGCUGCUCACCAUCAAGCAGCCAUGGGCUCGGCACCGUUCGUGGACCAUCAGUCAUCGACCGACAGCUCACGCUGGAAGCGCGACUUCAUCUCUGCGCAGGACUUUUCGUAG